AUGACCGAGCAGAACGGUUCCGCCCCAGCAGCACCCGCUACCACAGCGACAAAGGAUGAGCUCACCAGCAAGGACUACUACUUCGACUCGUAUGCUCACUUUGGAAUCCACGAGGAGAUGCUGAAGGAUGAGGUCCGCACGACAACCUACCGCAACUCGAUCUACCACAACCAGCACUUGUUCAAGGACAAGGUUGUGAUGGACGUCGGAUCAGGAACCGGGAUUCUCUCGAUGUUCGCCGCGAAAGCUGGAGCCAAGAAGGUCUUUGCGAUGGAGUUCUCUAACAUGGCUUUGACUUCCCGGCAGAUCAUCAAGGAUAAUAACCUCGAUCACAUCAUCGAGGUUAUCCAAGCGAAGGUUGAGGACGUCACAGAGUUGCCAGGAGGAUAUGAGAAGGUUGAUAUCAUCAUCUCAGAGUGGAUGGGAUACUGUCUUUUCUACGAGUCCAUGCUCAACACUGUGCUCCACGCUCGUGACAAGUGGCUUGCCGAAGGAGGAAGCUUGUUCCCAGACAAGGCAAAGCUCUUCAUCUGUGCCAUCGAGGAUCGUCAAUACAAGGAUGACAAGAUCCACUGGUGGGAUUCCGUCUACGGAUUCAACAUGACCGCCAUCAAGAACGUUGCUGUUCGGGAGCCACUCGUUGAUGUUGUAGAGAACGGACAAGUAACCACUAACAACUGCCUCAUCAAGGAAAUCGAUCUCUAUACGGUCACAGUAGACGACCUCUCCUUCAGCUCCCCAUUCCAGUUGAAGUGCAAACGCAACGAUUACGUUCAAGCUUUCGUUACCUUCUUCACUGUGGAGUUCUCCAAGUGUCACAAGAGGACAGGAUUCUCCACUGGACCAGAUGUGCAGUACACUCAUUGGAAGCAGACCGUCUUCUACCUCAAGGAUGCCCUUACCGUCAAGACUGGAGAGUUGAUCAACGGAAACUUCGAGAUGGCACCAAACCAGAAAAACAACCGUGAUCUCGACAUCAACAUCAAAUUCGACUUCAAGGGAGAAGUAUGCGAGCUGGAAGAGGAUAACACCUACAGCAUGCAUUAA
Molecule: messenger RNA, 1047 nt
Organism: Caenorhabditis remanei
Lineage: Eukaryota; Metazoa; Nematoda; Chromadorea; Rhabditida; Rhabditidae
Exons: 3
Coding region: 1-1047 (348 amino acids)
Biological process (GO): peptidyl-arginine methylation
Cellular component (GO): nucleus
Molecular function (GO): protein-arginine N-methyltransferase activity
Source: RefSeq, a predicted model, not a curated record